Molecule: messenger RNA, 5383 nt
Organism: Toxoplasma gondii ME49
Lineage: Eukaryota; Apicomplexa; Conoidasida; Eucoccidiorida; Sarcocystidae
Exons: 2
Coding region: 1845-2687 (280 amino acids)
Source: RefSeq, a predicted model, not a curated record
GAAAAACCGACAUGUCUGUGGUAGAUGGGUCGUGCCAUCCAAGCGGGUCCCUGCGGUCCUCGAGCAUUCAAGUGAUAUCCCCUUUCUGUCACACGUCAGCCGCUCGACUGAACUCGACGUCGAGUAAAAAUUUGACUGAAAGGGGGCAUGCGUAGUGUAUCACAACGUCUCACGCGUUUGCUUGCGGUUUUUUUAAUGGUUGAUCCGCCUUAGAGGAAUGGAUCCUAGCUUCCGUCAGUGCCGCGCCCCGCUUUGGUGUGAGGCGGGCCACGAGGAAAAUGCGGUGAAAUCUUGGGUUGCGGUGGCAGACAACUUUUUUGCCAGUGAAGUUAGCUUCUUGCGGUUCGCAUAACAUGUCAUGACCGGCUUCGUGAUGAACCGUAAUAGUACAUCGUGGAAAAAGCUGGCCCUUUACGCGACAGCCCCUCUAUGUUCCUCACCUGUACACCGACGGUCUAACUGUGUCCCCUUAUACAUCGCGCGUGUCUCGAAAGCUCGUGUUCUCUACCGCAGACGCAAGGGACGUUUUGUCUGAGUUUCGGCACACUGACUCUAAAGCAAAUGGGAGACGAGGCAUGUGAAUUAACUGUGGAGUCGUGGAUGAUGCCCUUUACUACCCGUGCUGCGACACCAGCCCUGUGAGUCCAACGGUUAGCCCCCGACACGCGUGUUCUGUUUGUUUGAUUAGGCACGCCCUGGCCACAGACUUGAUAUCGUGGCAGGAGUGUUUCACGUUGGUGUGCAACACUCGAGGAACCGUAUAUAAACUGAUGCGGCGUCGGAAAAACGGGGAAAACAUGCCUUUCCCAGUAGCAUAGGCGUGCCCAGAAUAAUACAGCUCACCGUCGCAUGUUCGGAGGUUCGGAGAAUGUGCUGAGUGACGCACCUUGCCCCCGAAUUUAUAUACGUUCGUGGUCGUGGCCUUUUUUUGUCCCGUUUCAGUGUGAACAUUACAUGCGCUUCCGCGAUAUAAGCGUGGACCGGGCGCGACACCGGUAGUCACCCUCAUUGUGAAUCCUGGUGUGGAUUUUCACUGUCGCAGAGCUUCCGCAGGCCGAAAUUCCGCUACUUCUCUGUUUCCGUGGAACAGGCCAAAGCCCAUUAUCUGCUGAGUUUAUAGAUAAUUAGAAUAGCGGACUCCAUCGGGGUCGGGUCUUUAACGGACAGAGGCUCCCUCCCGUUGCAGUACCCGGGAAUCGAACUGAGUUAUCGCUACAGGAGGCUGGCUGACGGGCGUAGCUGCGUAAGGACGGCGCCUGUUGCGGCGCAGGCGUUAAAGGCUUUUUCGUUGGUGCCUCGUCAUAUUGUCUGCUGCGCGCAACAACGAUUUCCUCGAGGCAGCAGUCGGGGAGUCGAUACGCCAGACACUUGGUGGUGCACGUGGUUCGUUCUCUUUCUUUGGGUUGCUGCGUUCAUGCCAUUCGACUUGUUUCAGCUGGCGCGGCUGUGGUGUGCUCCGCCAUUUUGACGCACAUUUAACGAUACUUGGUUUCGUCAGAAUUUCACAGCACGAGAGUGGAGGCUUUCCUGACUUGAAGGUCCACACGUGUGGAGCCCCGCACAUCCAGUUUGGAUCCUGCAUUUUGUAAAGCUGACCCAGUGCCUGGCGGGUCAGAAGCCGUUCUGAACCGUAUGAAGUUGCCACAGUGAACCAGCCGGCGCCUUGUGGGUCUGUUCGAUUGAGAUGAAACAGAGCGCCGAUCUGUACUUGUGAAGAGAGCAUCAAGUGGCCUUCAAAGCAGCCACACCGUCGAUGCCGUUGUCGGGAAAGAGUGUCGUGGUUUUCGUUCAGCCGGUGAUCCGGAGCCAGAGUGGCGACCGUUUUUUAAUCACAUGUAGGCGUUAUGGAGAGCAUUGUGUCGGAGGUCGCACAAAAGACCGUCCUCAUUCUCGUUGACGAGUUCAUUUCCCAGGGGGAUGAGGCGCCUCUCGAUCGAACGGUCGAAAUUCUGCAGAUCGCGCUUCUGUCGUGCGAAGCGAAGAAGUCGGCCGCCAAAUGUCUGAGCGCCGGUCCCGGCGGAUCAGGUUCAUCUGAGGCAGCUCCUCUUCUCUCCGACGGGCAACCAGUGGACGGUCUCACGAGGACACGAGAGGCUCUAGCGAACUCUGCGUCGAGAAGUAGCUCUGCUGGACAAGCAGAAGUAGGGAGUUCCCGGCGCACGCAGGGACAGGUGCUCGGAGGUGGAGUGCACUUUGCUGCACCCCGUGUUCUGGUCCCUCCUGAAAACUUGAAAAACCCCUCGUCGUUCUUGAAAAUAUACGGGGACCCCCUCUGCUUUGCCGGAUCGCGCAACCUGGUUGCUGGUUGUCGAGGAAACUGGAAAUGCGCCAAGUGCGGCACCGUCAACUUCCCUCGGAGGUUCCGCUGUAAGCAGUGCGACAAGGAACGGGACGAGGAAGGUCACCGCAUCGUUCUCGAAUAUGCAAAGACCGUUUAUCAGCAGUAUCUGGCAGCAGGCUUGUGGCCUGUUUGGUAUGCUGCGGAUCGCGGGGGCCCCCUUGACGCUCGAAGCCUGACGCCAACGGGCCUCACUGUGCGGACAACACAGCUGUACAAGCUUCGUUGGCUGCCGACAUGGUCGACCGGGCGGGACUACUGUAAUGUAACGUCGUUUGAGAUGUUCUGUUCUUGGACGUUGGCCGUGCCACGCGUGUUGUACGAGAACAAAACUAUCAUUGGCGAUUAGGUCCUGCCGGUCCUGUGUUUGGCUGUUUGUCACGGCUUCCUUCAUGGCCCAAGUGGCGUUUUGUUCAUGGGGCGAGUAGAAAUCUUUUUUAAGGGAAUCAACGUCUGUGGCUGUGGUUGCCGCUGCUUGUGGGCGGCCCCCAAAAGGCUGAGUUGAUGCUGGUCCGCGCGGUGGGUGGUGGUACGAUGUGUCAUGUUACUUGCUGUGGACAAGAAACUCGUCGUGCAGUGAUUAUCUUCCUCGUUGAAAUGUGGGAGGUUUACAUUUGUUGUUUCGGGAAAAUACAGUUAUGCCGAAUGCUUUCGCUGUCAUGGUAGCGCGACAGAACCUGGAUUGGGUUUUUCGGUUUUUGUUCGGGAGACGUUUGCCGUGUGACGGUCUGAUUGAUGUUUCGACGUCUUUUUUUCCACCCAAACGUGCCGCUCCAUGAGACGGCAGGUUGCGAAGCAACCUCGUUCCUGUCGGCAAGUCUGGAUGGCCCCUUCUCUACAGUUUGUGAACGACCAUUUCCCGAGGUUUUAAAAGUACAUCGGGCGAUGGUGUGCUGAUCAUCCAAGCUGGAAGCAAGCUUAUUAGUGGCUGAUCGCGAGGGAAUGAUCAGGUGACUGAGGGACCACGUGACUGCCGAGAGUGACCUAAAGAAUUUUGAAUCGUUUUGCCGUUGACGACGGCAAUUCGGUAGCGGAUCACAUUUGUCAUCUCGUCGAAUUUUACUAAAACGAUGUUUCAUCCUGCGAGAUGACUUUUUUUGGUUCCAUGACAAAAGCGCCGUAGUAUAUUUGACCCGGGUUAAGUGUUGAAGGUAGCGUUGGUUUGUAAUUCGUUAACCAUGUGCGUUGCGACGAUUCAACGGUGUGUACAGAAUAAUACAGCCGUGUGACGUUGUGACAGCCGGGGGGAGGGGGAUCCCUUUGAUUCUGUGUGUCGGGUUAUUGUGCCCUGGGUGCGCAAACGACGAAGAAUGUUCAAGGCUUUCCUUUUCUUACAUUUAGUUUAAGCUUGGCCACCGUGUUCUUACGGGUGAGAACUUGUGAAAGCCUGCUCCGGUCCAUUCCCCUUACAUGGAUUCCUAUCCUGAUUACCGUUUUUGUGUUUUUCUCCGGCAAAGAACCUCUUGUGAAAGGAGUUUACUGUUGUGGGUUUAAAAAAGUUUUGUUGUUUUUCCGCUAAGAAACAAGUCUGCAGUGACUAUCCCGUCUCACCCUCGGUUUCCCGAAAUCUUCAUUGCCGGCGUGGAACUGCCCUCUGGCAACUGGCGCAUCUAUAAAGUAAGACUACAAGCAUGGUAAUGAUGCGCUGCGUAAUGUGCAGUGAGUGUAAAUGUUGCACUUCAUGCUUCGUAGGGAUGGCGUUUUUACGGGACGCGUGAACCGACGGGGGAUAACUUGUAGGGGGAGCCUAGCCGAUAUUUACGAUGUGUUUCGGGUGGUCGUUGACGACAACGAUGUUGCAAGAGCACAAUUUUCCGUGACCUUUUUUAGGACCUUAGUGUAAAGUUUUGAAAAUAUAAAUUCAUUAAGACUUUGCAGUGGAGGCGCAGUUCAUCAUGCAGUGUAACUCGCAUCUCUCUCUCUCUACAACGCCGGCGGCACUGUUCCAGGUGUUGGCGUCGUGGUGACACUGCUGCCUUCGAAAAUGAAUUGUGACUGAUAAUUAUGGGUCAGUACCCUUGCACUACCAACAUGCUGCCAGGUUAUGAAAACAAUUCACUUUCUUUGAUGUUGCUUGUUCACUGCUUUAGCGACAACGAAUGAAAGUUUUUGGAAGUAGUUACCCCGCAGUUCAACUGUCGACUUUUUGUCAACGUUUCUCCACGGAACUGGAACAUAACCCGGCAACUCGUGGUGUCGCCGUGGUCGUGCUGUAUGGCACAAAAUCGCUAUUUUUUGAAUGGCUUUGAAGCAAACAGAGAAUAUGACUGAAGUGGGUCCAUUUCGUUGGGCAAGGUAUGUACAGCUUGAAGCAGAUCCGUACACAGCAGGAGAUACCAGCAAUCGAUCGCGUAAAAGCUCAGAUGUGACCCCACACUGAUGGUGCAAGUAUAUCCGAAGGACCCCCGCCAUAAGUCGUGCCUACAUCCACCGAAAUAUCGGAGUGGAGUUUGGACACCAGCACGGAAAUACAGUAAAACAGGAGCUCGCCAGCCCUAGGGUCACACACGUGUUUGCACCUGCCGCUCAGUUUGUACAGGAGGCACUGCAGACCGAUUGGGUGAAGUGUUGAACCGAUAGUUGAGUUGAGCAAAUGCUCAAUGCCCGUUCACCUCGAAGGUUGUCGACAGAAGUGUUCAGCCUGGCAACUAGAACGCAUAAUUAUAAAACGAAAGAUUUACUGCACCUUGAAGUUCAUACCAACAGCAUCUCGCGUCUAGCUCACAUAGGACUUACUAUUCGUGUGUGCUCUGUCAUAGCCUGAUCACGUCCGGGGGCAAAGCGUACUUGUGGCCAGUUGGCGUAGUCCUUCGAGGCCGCUAGUAGUUGUGCUUUUGUCGCGGUCCGUGCGAGUUUGCCGGGUUCAUGAAUUCAUUUUCGACGGCGCGGUCUCUGGUCUGCGAGUCAGAAUUAUCCAAGAACACUGGUGAUAAAGUUCCCCCUCAUCAGAGGCGCUGACCAGCUCAUCGGUGACGACGUUUCUCCGCGCAAGACCGCGUAGGAAUGCCCUGUAUAGCUACGAGAAGUGACAGCCAGCUGUGCUUC